UCGGGUCACGUGUCCCCGGCACCCGAGCUGCUCUGCGGAAGCGGAGGAGGAGGCGCGUUAUAAGGAGCGAGGCGCGUUGUAGCGAGGCCUCUCGAUGGACCCCCAGGAGGACGGAGAUCCGGGCGUCGGAGCCGACGUCGUCGUGAUCCGCGAGUAUCAAGACUCGGAUUACCGGGAGGUGCGCGGGCUCUUGGCCUCGGGCAUGGGCGAGUACGCCCCGGCCCUGUGCGCCCACGUCCUGCGCCAGCCCUGGGUCCUGCUGGUCCUGUCCUGCACCUUCUGCUUGCUGCUGGCCAGCGCCCGCUCCCUGCUGCUGCCCGUGCUGGCCCUCACCCUGCUCCUGGCCGCCGGACGCCAGGCCCUGACCUGGGCCUGGGGCCUCUACAUCGCCCGCUGCCUCGGGGAGGACCUGCUGGACGUGCGGGCGGCCUACGCGGAGGAGGCCGGCGGCCGCUUCUGGGUGGCGGAGGCGGGCGGUCGGGUGGUGGGUACCGUGGGGGCGAGGCCGGCCCGGGGCGAGGCCCGGGAGCUGGUGUUGAAGCGCCUGACGGUGCGGAGGGGCUGGCGGGGCCGGGGCAUCGCCAAGAGGCUGUGCCGGGUCGUGCUGGACUUCGCCCGCCUCCGGGGCAGCCGCGCCGUGGUGCUCCACACGGUGGUGGUGCAGCGCGAUGCCCGGCUGCUCUACGCCGGGCUGGGCUUCCGGCCCGGCCCGCCCCAGCUGCUGCCCACCGUGUACGGACGCUUGGCCAACUUCACCGUCACCCACUUCCGGUACGACCUCGGGCCCGAGCCCACGGACUGAGCCCUCACUCGAGCCCGAGCCCCCUCCCCGGCCUCCUUUGGCCCUACGCACGGAGACGAUGAGGGUAGAGGGGCAGCGGCGCCGAGGGAGGGCGUGGGUGAACCCCGCGGGCCUAAGUCAAGGACAGGUCUGCCCGGUUGGACUUGCAACUCACAUCCGCGUCCGGUCUUGAGCAGGGAUGGGGGGGCUUCAGGGGAGGGCGGGGUACGUUUUGGCUGCUUGGCGAAUGCCAGCCCCCUGGUCGCCCUGGCUGCAAGGCCCCAGCUUUGGGGUGAGCAGACCUAGCCCCGCCCGAAGGUACAUCCCCCUCCGACUUACCCCUCCGUGCGGAAGAAAGACGCUACGCUCCUAAGAAUCUUCCUCUAAUCCUCCCCCUCCUCGCUCUCUCCUCUGCCCCCCCGCCCCUGUUGUUCUAUCUCUGGUCUGAGAUCACCGGAGCAGGACGGUAUUGUUCCGGCGUCCUCUCCCGGCCGCUUAGUACAGUGCUCUGCACACAGUAAGUGCUCGGUAAAUACGAUGGAACGAAUGACCGGCUGAGGACCAGGAGCCCGGCGGACGAAGGGUGGCAGAGGCUGGCGGACGCGGUAGGGGGACAGCUGACGGGCAGUAGGGUUGGCACGGAGGAUGGGCCGCAGCUGGGACCCGCGCCUGUGGGCUGAGGUCACCGCGGACCGGACCUCGGGCGGGCGGAGGUCCACAGCUUGAGCCGGGCGCGAGGUGUGCGGACGCAGCAUCUCCUGGGCACUGACAGGUUGGAACUCAUCUAAUGCCCCUCUUCCUUGUCCUCGUUCUGCCUCUGCCUCGAGGUCUCAGGCGAUGCCCGGCCCGACUACUUCUGUGGUUGACUGGUGCCAGAUUCCCCUCCUGCCCCAGCUUAGAGGAGUUACCUGCUUAGGUUCCCUCUCCUCUAGACUGUAAACCCGUUGUAGGCAGGAAAUGUGUCUGUUUAUUGCCAUAUUGGCCUCUCCCAAGUGCUUAGUCCAGUGCUCUGCACACCGUAAGUGCUCAAUAAAUUUGAACGAAUG
This is a messenger RNA of Ornithorhynchus anatinus (platypus), 1827 nucleotides long. Its product is annotated as probable N-acetyltransferase camello. NCBI's taxonomy places the organism in Eukaryota, Metazoa, Chordata, Mammalia, Monotremata, Ornithorhynchidae. The record is from RefSeq and is a predicted model, not a curated record. The transcript is spliced from 2 exons. Gene Ontology annotation, molecular function: N-acetyltransferase activity. The coding region runs from base 95 to 802 and encodes 235 amino acids.